This is a messenger RNA of Fragaria vesca subsp. vesca, 649 nucleotides long. RefSeq lists its product as uncharacterized. Gene Ontology annotation, cellular component: BORC complex. NCBI's taxonomy places the organism in Eukaryota, Viridiplantae, Streptophyta, Magnoliopsida, Rosales, Rosaceae. Bases 45 to 419 code for a protein of 124 amino acids. The transcript is spliced from 3 exons. The record is from RefSeq and is a predicted model, not a curated record. Gene Ontology annotation, biological process: lysosome localization.
CUUCUUCUUGUUUCUUCUGAUCACCAUAGUUGCAGAGCGCGAGAAUGGAGCAGCAGAAUGAGAAAGAAGCGAUUAGGGAAGCAUCAGUGGAGGUCUCCAAUGAAUUCAAAACCCUAAUUGAUGCCCACGAUUUGGAUUCCCUCAAACAACUGCAGCAUCUCAUAUUGGGGAGGUUGCAAGAUGGCAAUGCGGUUCUGUCACACUAUAAUGAAGUUUCAGAGAACUGCUUUGCUGAGGUUUCUGGAGAUUUCUCUAGAAACACACGCCUUUUACGGUCUAUGAAGUCGGAUCUUGAAUACAUAUUUCAGAAGUUAAGGAGCAUGAAGUCAAGAAUUUUGGCUACCUAUCCAGACGCAUUUCCAGAUGACUCUAAACAAGAAGUGCAUGACCAAAGACCAGACCUUGAAAUGCCUCUGUGAUGUUAGAAAGCAUAUUCAAGUUUUCUUCUGAACGCCCAGCGCAGAGCAUUAUAAAGCAUAGUCAAGUUCUGUAACAUUAGAAAGCAUAUUCAAGUUAUGUAAACGAUUACUUUUCGUUUUGGUUGGUGCGGAUCUGUGUGAAUAAUUUGAUCUUCCCCAGAUGAUUUUUCAAUAUCUGUAGGUGAUUUGACCGAAAUGAGAAGUAAUCCAAUUUGCAAGUAUUGUUUUUU